Molecule: messenger RNA, 785 nt
Organism: Photinus pyralis (common eastern firefly)
Lineage: Eukaryota; Metazoa; Arthropoda; Insecta; Coleoptera; Lampyridae
Gene: Lipt2
Product: putative lipoyltransferase 2, mitochondrial
Exons: 3
Coding region: 68-751 (227 amino acids)
Biological process (GO): protein lipoylation
Cellular component (GO): mitochondrion
Molecular function (GO): lipoyl(octanoyl) transferase activity
Source: RefSeq, a predicted model, not a curated record
CAGGUCGUGUCAGCGUCAGCUGUUAAAUGAUUACAAAAUAUCAACAUUCAACAACGUGUUCAGUAAAAUGAAUAAACUCGUUCAAAUACACAAAUUAGGUAAAAUCUCAUACGUAGACUCCUUAAAACUGCAAAAUAAACUCGUUGAUUUACAUCGUAGUAACGAAGCAACAAUCAAUGCGUUGUUACUCCUCGAGCAUCCACCAGUGUACACAAUCGGCAUUCGAACCAAGGACUACACUGCAGAAGAUGAAAAGAACCUACUCGCAACAGGUGCCGAAUUUCAUCGCACCAACCGCGGUGGAUUGAUAACGUUUCACGGACCCGGCCAGUUAGUUGUUUACCCGAUAUUGAACCUAAAACACUUUACACCGAGUAUGCGGUGGUACGUCUGUCAUCUAGAAAAGACGAUAAUCAAUUUGUGUGAAAAUUUAGGACUGAAAGCAGAAACUUCGCCACAUACUGGAGUUUGGAUCAAUGACAAUAAGGUGUGUGCAAUUGGAGUACAUGGCAGUCAGUUUAUAACAUCCCACGGACUUGCAUUAAAUUGUUGUACAAAUUUGGAAUGGUACCGCCACAUUGUCCCAUGUGGAAUUAAAGAUAAAUGGGUGACAUCUUUAUCCAAAGAAUUAAAUAGACAUGUUUCUAUUGAUGAAAUUAUGCCUUUAUUUUUGAAUAGUUUUUGUAAAACAUUUAAUUGUACAUAUGUAGAUGUUGAUCGUAGCCCUAUAAUGACUGUGGAACCUUUGUGAUCGUUUUUUAUUAUAUAAAUUGCUCCAAAUUGGA